Penicillium argentinense is the source of this 1353-nucleotide messenger RNA. RefSeq lists its product as uncharacterized. Lineage: Eukaryota; Fungi; Ascomycota; Eurotiomycetes; Eurotiales; Aspergillaceae. The record is from RefSeq and is a predicted model, not a curated record. Bases 1 to 1353 code for a protein of 450 amino acids. The transcript has 2 exons.
AUGCCCGAGAGUUGUUGGCAGCAAGUGCGCACCUAUGCGGACCAUCUGGGUCAUCGCGUGGUGCUCGAGCAGUACGUCUCGCCGGACUACGAGCCAGAGCCCGAAGACAUAAUUCCCAUCCAGGUCUACAGCCUUGUGCCCCUGGACGACGACCACAGAGAGCUCCGAAUGUACCUGAUGCAGACUUUCUGGAAUGACGAGGUCAAGCCUCUGUUCGAGAUUUAUUCAUACUGCCCGCCCGAUGGAUUUGCCUGUAUUGAGCAUAACCGCAUUGAAAUCGCCCGUCGUAAGCAGCAACACCGGUCAGGGGUCGAGAAUCCACUCCCGCUGAUUCCACGAUUCACCCGUCCAACUGACUACUCAACUGUUGGAUUUUGUGUCUUGCUGCGAUCGCACAGCUAUCGACUGGGCCAUGUGCAGAACUCGGAUAAGCUUGCUGAGCUAGGCGAAGGCCCGGACUUGCUCUACUUCAACCGCUCAUUUUCUAGCACACGCAGUGAUGUUGACGCGGCGCAGCAUUCAAUUGAGGGCGGCGAGAGCCUCUCGUCAGAGGCAUUUGAAUUAGCCACCGAACGCCUCACGGACCAGAUCUACAUCGGGCAGGUUAUCAUUCUCGAUAUCUUCAACAACGUCGAUGACCAUCCGGAACGACACGCCUUGGAUGUUGACGAGGGCGAGCCUCCCAGCUCGGAUCUGCCGACAGAAGAGCAGAUUCGCGACCAGCUAGGCCAGGAAACUUCAGUUGGCGGCUGCUCUCUUGAUCCGACAUUCCAGGUUUCUCAGGAUGCCGACAUUGUAACAGUCACCAAUACUCCUGAGGGCAAAACCUCUGAUAUCCAAUAUAUUGUCCAUGCGGCUUUUCUCAGCUCCAUCCGCGACGCAGCAGGGCCCUCUCUCUUGGAAAGCACAGCGCACCUCUUUACGGCGUCAAUGUUCUCCCACCUCCCGGCCAAUAAAACCCUCACUCUCAAAUUCUUCAUCCCAAAGUCUCCUUCUUGCAAAACCAAGAAGAGAACCGAGAAAAUCCUUUUUCCAUCGGCGCCCUGCACAAAGUUCCCCGCAGGCGACGAUCAACCCCCAACAGCAAAACGAAUUUCUCCUCAAAAACCCGAAAAAUAUAUCAUCAACUCAAAAGGGAAGUCCUGCGACCUCUUUCGCAUGUUCACGGUUGUUCUCGAUCGUGCCAAGUUUGUCUCCGAGGCCGGAGUUUACUUCUACAUGACGGACUGGUCGUCCCAGUCCAGGGAUCCAGACCCUUAUUCGGAGGUCUGUUCUGACGAUACAGAGAUUGUGCGGGGCGUGGACAUGAAUACGGUUGCUGGGCGGUUGGGGGUGGUUGUUCUUGAAGAAUGA